Schistosoma intercalatum is the source of this 849-nucleotide messenger RNA. The record is from the annotation of a GenBank genome assembly. Lineage: Eukaryota; Metazoa; Platyhelminthes; Trematoda; Strigeidida; Schistosomatidae.
AUGGUGGCAAGUUUUGGCGAUUUAGGAAAGUCGGCCCGUGAUAUUUUUGACAAGAACUUCAGCUUCGGGUAUCUUAACUUUGAGUUCAAAACCAAAACUGAGAAUGAUAUCUCCGUGACAUGUGGUGGCAAACACGACACAAAUGCUGGAAGAGUUUCGGGUUUCUUAGAGUCGAAGUUAAAAGCUGCCCCAGGAGUUCAUUUAAAGACAAGAGUCGAUUCUAAAUGGCUAAUGACAAGUGAAUUAGAAGUCGACAAGAAAUUCCAUGAGGACUUAUCGCAUAAUGUGAUAACUACAAUGGAGCCUGAUUCAGGAGCGAAGUCAUUGUUGCUAAAAAAUAAGUUCAAGAAUGAAUAUUUCAAUGCUAAUCUGGAUAUGAAUUUCAAAUCGAAAUAUCCUCUGAUCACCGGAUCACUCGUAUUGCCCAUCCCCCAUUAUCCUGCAUUUCGUAUUGGUGCACAAGCCGUGGUUGACAGUGAGAAGUCAGAAAUUAGCAAACACGUUUAUGCAAUCAACUUUAAGCAGUCUGAUGUGCAAGCGCAUGCUACACUCACCGGGCAUUCGGAUGUUGACUUGAGCGUUUUUCAAAAAUUCAAAGACAUGAAACUAGGUUUCCGUGUUGGUUGGCGACCAGACACUCGUGAGACGUCAUUUGGUGCAGCUCUUCGUUAUAAAACCUCUCCUACUGGGAAAGUAAAAGUCAAAAUAGACCAACAUUGCGUAGUUGGACUGGCUUACAAGCUUAAAUUAAACUCAGAUGCGUGUUUGGCAUUGUGCACUCAAUUUGAUGGGAAGAAUUUAGAGAAUGGAGGUCAAAAAUACGGCAUCAUGUUCAAGUUUGGAUCGUAA